CAGUCGUGCUCGCGCUGCUUUAACGCUUUGUCCUCGUUAUUUCAAGUGAGCGCUGAGGGAGAGAGGAGAGCGAGCUAGGUGUCUCGUGCGGAAUUGUUUUUUACUGGCAUAAGGCGCGCGCGAGGGGGACUUUGCAAAUUAAGCCGUGCUUUUAUUUGUAUAUAUUUUGUCCGAUUUACACUAGAAAAAAAAAAAAGAAAAAAAGAAGUGCCUGGAGAGAGAGGAGGGGGGAGGAAUAACCAAAACGCAACACGUAUCCGGUGGGAUCCCACUCCUGAGAGAGAGAAGCGGCAGGAGUUGGAGCGAAGGGUGCAAGGAAAGCGAGAGGGAAGAAGAAGAAGAGGGGGAAAGACUUGUCGUUUAGCGCGCAAGAAGGCGGUUUUUAAUUAAUAAAGAGGAAUAAUGAGGAACGUUUGGAUAAUUUUGACCCUCGGGCUGACCGUCUUCCUCUCCGGGGAAAGGAUAGCAGACGCAGCCAAGACUUCCUCUCAGGCUGAUGACUUGUACCUGGAUGACACAGGCUCAGGAGGCUACUACCCUGAAGAUGAUGAUGACUUUAACUCAGGGUCUGGCUCAGGUGGAGGUGAAGAAGUGAUGGAGGAAACAGUGACUGUCAGUAUGGUUUAUAUCGAGCCUAAUGCAGCAGAACCCACCCAGGACUCCACCAAAGAUUUCACCCCCAGGGUGGAGACAGCCACAGUCAGAGAAAAGGCCAGAGACAGCACACCCAGGAAACCAUUCAGAACAGAGGCACCAGUGCCAGUUACAGAGGACAUGCAGAGGAACCAGAUGACUAGUACGACUAGUGCCCCCGGCUCACCCCAGGAGGCCAUUGAAGUCCGCACUGAAAACCUCUUCCAGAGGACAGAGGUGUUGGCAGCUGUCAUUGCAGGCGGCGUGAUCGGCUUCCUGUUUGCCAUCUUCCUCAUCCUCCUCCUGGUCUACCGCAUGAGGAAGAAGGAUGAGGGCAGCUAUGAUCUGGGAGAGAGGAAACCCUCGGGCGCAGCCUAUCAGAAGGCCCCAACCAAGGAGUUUUAUGCAUAAAUCCCUCCCAUCAUCAGAUCGGCAGAAUCGCAAGUGACUGUCAAAAAGAAAAAAAACAGUCCACAACGACAGCAAACCUGUUCAAACCCCAACAAGAAACAACAAAACGUUCUUGAUUAAGGAAAAAUAGCAUAAAGGAAAGCUUUUGCAUAGAGUAUUGUAAUUAAGACCUUUUCUUUCUUCUUUUUAAAAAAAAUGAAAACCAAGCAUUUCUCAUUUUAUGGAAAUCUCAGUGUAUUUAAACAUUUUGUGUAUUAUUUCAAAAGGCUGAAAAAAAUAAAAAACAGGAUCUGUAAAGGCGAAGAAACUACUCGCAUCUGUCUUCUGUCAAAAGGAGCUGUUUCUAGUCGCUGACUACUUUUAAGUGUAGCAGUAUGUUAUUUGUAAAGGAAAAAAAUUUAAAAGUGGAAAUAAUUGAAUAUAAUUAUUCUGUAUCAAUCCUACUUUCAUUUUUUUCUUUUUAUUUUGUCCUAGCAUGUCUGUUGUUGAUCUCUAAAGGUGUAUUACAUUAAUUUAUCUUUUCUCUGAUGUUAAAAAAAAAUGCCUUUGUAGUUUUGAUGAAGCUCUUUGGUCUUCAUAUUAACGCUGUUAACGGUCAAUGUAAAUGUUCUCCCUUCAGGUUACAAUGUUUAUUAUUUGCUCUCACAUCAGUUUUUUAGUCAAACGUGAGCGUUUCAUUAUGUCUUGUUUAUUUGUUUGUUCUCUUCUCAGUGUAGCCUUUUUUCUCUUUUCGACAGCGUUUUAUUUACAUACCAGGAACAGGUCUUUAAAAGAUAAAAAUAAGCGUGUCAGGGCUCAAGGAAAAAUCACAAAUCUCGCAUCUGAUUUCUGUCUUCUUUUUCUAUUUAAACACAUUCACUUUCACAUUGGACAUUCACUGCUUUUGCUUCCCGUUGCUGUCCUGCAGCUUUGAGUGUACGUGGGGUGAAGUUCCUUCUCUGUGGCUUGUGGUGUUUUUGGCCCGUAGCCACCGCCUCCCUCCUCGAUGUGUCCCUUACGGUUUAGCGACUGCACCCAAACUCUGCUAGCACCCUAACAUCUCCUCCCCCUCGCACUGUUUACCCUAACCUCCCUCACUCCCACCUUCUUUUUAAUCAGAUUGGAGCACGGCCAGUUGAGUUGUCAACCCUCCCCUUCCUCCACUCACUCUCUUUCUCAGCUACAUGGAGCCACCCGUGUAGCUUGGUGUUAUUGUCCCCAUCCCAGUGUUGACGCUUUAGGCUCACAAAUCUGCUCACUGAAGGCCUGCUACUGAUUGGACACAAACACGCUAGGCCAGGGCCAAAUAACCACAUGCAGGGCACAUACCUCUGCAACAAUAGGGAGGGAGGAAUUGAUAAAUAAAGCUGCACGCAAAAUGUAAGUCCUGAAUUGUCUUUGACAAGACACUCACAUUGAGGGCUACUCAUGUUUUUUAGUGGUCAGUGCAGGUAUUUAAAAAAGUUGAGAGAUGAGGUCAUUUACCAGGUUUAAAACCUGCGUUUUACAGAAUAUAAGGCCGCAAAAUAGCCAUGUAGCUACAUCAAAUAAAGGUUACGCUCACAACAAAAACAAGUUAGUUUUUUUUUUAUGUUACGUCUACAUGAACUUGCUCUGAAGAGCCACACGUGUUUUGUGGACCAGGUUUGUGAAGUUGCCUUUUUAAGCUGUACAGUAACGUGAAGUAGAUAAGUAGAUGCUGUCACACCCACAUAAAGCUGUUCACCCCACUACAUCUCCAUCCCUCAUGUUCUUUCAAUCAGUCUGUGACCCUUUUGUUGUCCAUCGACUUCUCCCCGUCUCGUGUCAUAGCACCUAAGGUACUGAACUAUACUGAAAAACCCAAAGACUCACAGUAUUUCUACUCCCAUCAUCCUCUCAGACCCCCUCCACCAUGGCCACAUCAUGUUGUUUCCUCUUUUUCUUCACUCUUUUAGUUUUCUUUCUCUUUCUCUCUCUAUUAGAGACCUGACCUUUGAGUCCAAUUGCUUAUUAGUAUAUGAAAAGAUAUAUAAAUAUAUAUAAAUGUAUAUUCACAAAUGUUUUAAACCUUCAAAGUGCCUACCAUUUGGAAAUGUACUUGCUCAAGGCGAGCAUGUGGCGGGUGUGUAUACACAGGAGGGGUGUAAACGACUUGACUGGCAUUCUGUGAGCAUGGAUGACUGUAAUGGUAACUUUUUUUUAGUCUUACAAAAGCUGACAGUAUUGUACCUAUAAGUUGAAACAACACUACUGAAUAAACAUUGUGGCCUAAUACCCAA
This is a messenger RNA of Plectropomus leopardus (leopard coralgrouper), 3284 nucleotides long. RefSeq names its product syndecan 2 (gene sdc2). Lineage: Eukaryota; Metazoa; Chordata; Actinopteri; Perciformes; Serranidae. The record is from RefSeq and is a predicted model, not a curated record. Gene Ontology annotation, biological process: cell migration. Gene Ontology annotation, cellular component: cell surface; membrane.